AUGAAGAUAGCUGUAGUGGCUGUUCUGGGCCUGAUGGGGGCACUGUGUCCAUGCUCCAUGGCACAAGCAAGCAGUACCUUAGAUACUAUAUGGCAAGCUGCAGCUAAUUGGACCGGGACUUUGCCCUGUGGAGGAUGGGACUGUGAGUGUGAAUUCAGGAAGCCAAAAGGCUGCUGCUGUGUGGCUGCACCUCUUUUCCAGCUGGAGGAGGCAACCUUCAUGCGCAUGGUGGGCCUAUGGAAUGACUUGCGCAAUCUCAGUACCCAGAUAGAGGAGGUUACCGUUGGACAUCAUGUAGCAUUUGUGGCUACAAUGGUAGCUAUGACUGGAUGUUUUGGACCUUUCAACAAGAAUGUGCCCAUCUCUUACUGCAAUGUCUCACUCAACCAAGGCUAUGGGUAUAAUCCUGCCCUGGGAACGUUCACAGCCCCACGUGCAGGCCUUUACUCCUUCUCCUACACGGUUUACUCUAAUUUGGGAGCAGAAGGAGAGCGCAUCUACCACAAGGUACAGCUGAUGAAAGACGGCCAGGUAAUAGCUUCCUCCUGGGAAGACAACCGUGAGGACUCAGAGGACAGUGCCACACAGACAGUGCUCCUUCAGCUGAAACAAGGCAACCAGGUUUAUGUCGAGCUGGUGCUUGGAAGGUUUCUGUGUGCAGACAUGCAGGGCUACAACUCCUUCAGUGGAUACCUGGUCUAUCCGCUCUCUGUCAUCUAACAGACAAAUGUAUUAGUACACAAGUAUAGUAGCUAUGCAACACCACACAUUAAUACUAGCACUUAGAGCAUUAUGUU
Ictalurus furcatus (blue catfish) is the source of this 797-nucleotide messenger RNA. It is a transcript of the gene cbln18, whose product is annotated as cerebellin 18. NCBI's taxonomy places the organism in Eukaryota, Metazoa, Chordata, Actinopteri, Siluriformes, Ictaluridae. Bases 1 to 720 code for a protein of 239 amino acids. Gene Ontology annotation, molecular function: protein binding. The record is from RefSeq and is a predicted model, not a curated record. The transcript is spliced from 4 exons.